This is a messenger RNA of Wallemia mellicola CBS 633.66, 934 nucleotides long. RefSeq lists its product as hypothetical. NCBI's taxonomy places the organism in Eukaryota, Fungi, Basidiomycota, Wallemiomycetes, Wallemiales, Wallemiaceae. The coding region runs from base 217 to 828 and encodes 203 amino acids. The transcript has a single exon. The record is from RefSeq and is a predicted model, not a curated record.
ACUGUUACUAAUGAUGUUGAUCUAGGUGAUGGUGCUAGUUUCUCACUCCCGCCAUACCAAAUUGUUCAAAAUAUCAAGUUGUUGAUAGAUGCUUUACUCAAAUUGCAUGAUUUGAGCGACGAUGUGGGAUACCUCACCCGAGCACAAGUGGAACUAAACGAUGCGAUCAACAUUAAUAACACAGUAGAGGAGCAGUUUAAGGAGGUUGACUCUCUGAUGCUUCUGCAAGCUAAAAUACACUUGGGAGAGUAUACAUCAUCACAACCACCUUCCGUGGAUGCUGCCCAGGUCUUGGUAGGAGAAUACAGGAGUGUGCUCGAACUCAGAAGCCAGAAGAAAGACAAUGAGUGCGUGGAAGCACUCUGCGAGUUGGCUGAAGUGCUCGUUGAAGUUGCCAAAAGUGGUACAUCAAGCUGGGCACUACUAAGUGAAGCUCAAGGGCUGUUUAAGCAAGCAUUGGAUUUGGAGGUAUCCCUCAAAACUAUUGGCAGCGUCGAUCCUAACUCCAUAGCAAACCAGAUUAAGAUACUGCUAGCAAUGUCAACUGUGUCAGUAUAUCGUGCAGAAUUAGUCGGAAAGAGUAACGCCAACUAUCAGACGCUGAUAAACAACAGUCAGGUAUACCUUAAGCGUGGAUUAGAGAUGACACAGCCAGUUCACAAGCCACACCCAAAUUGGCAAGUCGAGGAUGCAAAGUAUGAAGCAAUCGUGAGGAUAAUCGAUGAGCGUAUAAAGUACCACAAUGAGAGUGAGGAAAGUCAAAGACAUUUGGUCGAUAUUCUCCGUAGGAAUAACGUCAAUGUGGAUGUAUACAGGAGAAGACAGUAAGAUUACUCCCAGGGUUUCUUAGGUUGUUCACUGUGUGAAAUUGAUGGUUGAUUAUCUAUUACGGUGUCUGGUAUCUUGUCUGUGAAGGGUAGACUAUCGGCCUUGC